This is a messenger RNA of Elephantulus edwardii (Cape elephant shrew), 710 nucleotides long. RefSeq names its product heat shock 22kDa protein 8 (gene HSPB8). The transcript has 3 exons. Lineage: Eukaryota; Metazoa; Chordata; Mammalia; Macroscelidea; Macroscelididae. Gene Ontology annotation, cellular component: cytoplasm; nucleus; protein folding chaperone complex. The coding region runs from base 1 to 591 and encodes 196 amino acids. Gene Ontology annotation, biological process: cellular response to unfolded protein. The record is from RefSeq and is a predicted model, not a curated record. Gene Ontology annotation, molecular function: protein homodimerization activity.
AUGGCUGAUGGUCAGAUGCCCUUCCCCUGCCACUACCCUGGCCGCAUCCGCAGAGACCCUUUCCGGGACUCGCCCCUGUCCUCUCGCCUGCUGGACGAUGGCUUCGGCAUGGACCCCUUCCCCGACGACUUGACAGCUGCGUGGCCCGACUGGGCCCUGCCCCGGCUCUCCUCUGCCUGGCCGGGGACCCUCAGGUCUGGCCUGGUGCCACGGGGGCCGACGGCCCCUUCCAGAUUUGGAGUGCCCUCCGAAGGCAGGAGCCCCCCACCUUUCCCCGGGGAGCCCUGGAAAGUGUGUGUUAAUGUGCACAGCUUCAAGCCAGAGGAGCUGAUGGUCAAGACCAAGGAUGGCUACGUGGAGGUGUCCGGCAAACACGAAGAGAAGCAGCAAGAAGGCGGCAUCGUCUCCAAGAACUUCACAAAGAAAAUCCAGCUUCCCGCAGAAGUGGAUCCCGUGACCGUCUUUGCCUCGCUUUCCCCAGAAGGUCUGCUGAUUAUCGAAGCUCCCCAAGUUCCCCCAUACUCCCCAUCUGGAGAGAGCAGUUUCAACAAUGAGCUUCCUCAAGACAGCCAGGAAGUGCCCUGUACCUGAGACCCCAGCCUUGGCCCAGCCCUGUGCCCUCCCUGGCUCCAGGGCUUCUCUUAUUCCAGGGUGCAUCACCUUAGCUGAACUGAUAGAUUUAGCGUGAUUAACAUGUUGGGGUGGGGUGG